AUGAUCUUCGAUCCCGCCCCCAUCGAGCUCCCCGCCUCCUACGAGACCGUCCCAACAACCGGACAUGUCGUCGUCUCCCACUAUCCCCCCGGCACACCAACCGUGACCCCCGUCGUAGUCGUGACUCUAAACCGUCCCGCCAACCAGAAUGCCUUCACCGGCCAAAUGGUCAUUGACUUCGAGAAGCUCUUCCCGAUGUUCGACGUCGACGAGCGAGUCAAGGUUAUCGUGUUAACCGGUGCCGGAAAGACUUUCUGCGCCGGCGCCGAUCUUGACAUCGGAUUCAACUCUGGGAAACAGAAGGAGCGUAAUUCUGAUCACCGUGAUGGCGGCGGCCGAGUCGCACUCGCCAUCCACAGAUGUCGCAAGCCGACAAUUGCUGCCAUGCAAGGCUCGGCCGUCGGUGUUGGUAUGACAAUGACUCUUCCAGCAAUCAUCCGCAUCGCCUACGAAAAAGGCAAAUACGGCUUCGUCUUCGCCCGCCGCGGAAUCACCAUGGAAUCAUGCUCUUCCUUUUUCCUCCCCCGACUCAUCGGUCACUCCAACUCCAGCUACCUUGUCAGCACCGGCGGCGUCUUCCCGCCAACCUCCAAGCACUUCGGUGAUCUCUUUAACGAGACGCUCCCCGAGUCAUCGCAGGUCCUGCCACGUGCUCUGGAGUUGGCGACCGAGAUUGCGCAGAACGUCAGCCCGAGUGCCUCGUACCUGAAUCGCGCGCUUAUGUGGCGUGAUACUGGUUCUGCGGAGGCUGCUCAUCUUGUUGAGUCGCACACUAUCCUUCAUAUGUUUGGAGCUCCGGAUCAGAAGGAGGGUGUUACUGCGUUCUUUGAGAAGAGGAAACCGAACUUUAAGGCUAAUUUGGAUGAUAACCCACCGCCCAAUGUGCCGUGGUGGACUGAGGUUGAUACUGGGCGGAAUCCUAAGGCGAAGGUUGUUUCGAAGUUGUAG
Molecule: messenger RNA, 948 nt
Organism: Penicillium bovifimosum
Lineage: Eukaryota; Fungi; Ascomycota; Eurotiomycetes; Eurotiales; Aspergillaceae
Product: enoyl-CoA hydratase/isomerase family protein
Exons: 4
Coding region: 1-948 (315 amino acids)
Source: RefSeq, a predicted model, not a curated record